CCCUUCUUCAGGUCAUAUGUUCCUUUGAAAAAAAAAAAAGGAGUAUUCUUUUUAUGAAAUAUUUCAUCCCAGCGGACGAUUUUUGGACUACUGAAGGGAGUUCAGGAGAGAACCAAGAUUGUUGGAAGUGUUCAGCUUUUUAAGAAAAUCUCCAAGGACCAAGGGCUACUCUUAAACAGGUGACAAGAUUUUCAUUUGGAUUCGGAGAGAUCCUUUGACUGACAAAGUGAUGGAAAACAUCGUACAGCAGGCUUCUUCUUUGAAACCUUUAUUAUGAAUUAUGGAGGAGUUAGGCACCGUUUCAGCCUCUGAGUAUAAUGACAGCACCCCAGCAUGGGCAUCUAUGCCCUCUGCUCCCAGCAGACAGCAGGAAACACUUCCCAACCUGCAGACACGAUUCAAAGACAUGACAGGGAUGCUCUUCAUGGUGACCCUGAAUGUUCUUGCACUCCUGGCCAACACAGCUGUGAUGGUGGUUGUCAUCAAAGCCCCUCAUCUCAGGAAGUUUGCCUUUGUGUGUCACCUCUGUGCAGUGGACCUGCUGUGUGCCAUCCUGCUAAUGCCUCUUGGCAUCGUGUCCAGCUCGCCAUACUUUGCUGGUAUUGUGUUCACUGUACUGGAGUGCCAGAUCUAUGUCUUCCUCAAUGUAAUCCUUAUAGCUGCCUCUAUCUUCACAAUUACAGCCAUCAGUGUGGAACGGUAUUACUAUAUUGUUCAUCCCAUGCACUAUGAGGUCAAAAUGACUCUGAAGCUGACCUCAACUGUUGUGAUAUUGGUGUGGGUGGCCUCUGCCAUUCUUGGCUUUUCCACAAUUUUUGGAUGGCCAUCUUAUGGCCUGAGGUCCAUAAGUGCUGCACACUGUUCACUCCACUGGAGCCACAGGGAUCACAGGCGUAUUUUCUCUGCCCUCUUCAGCGUCAUUUGUUUUUGUCUGCCAGCUGUGGUCAUUUUUGCUGUCUACUGUAACGUAUACAAGGUUGCCCGUGUGGCAGCGCAGCAGAAUGGACCCCUGCCCUCAUGGACGAACACUCAGGUCAAGCAUCGCUCGGACUCCAUAAACAGCCAGACAACCAUCAUUACAACUCACCACGUCCCUCGCAGGAUUACACGUGGGCGACCUUUUAUUGGAAGCAAAGCUGCUCUCACCCUUGUGAUUAUUGUUGGUCAGUUUCUAAUCUGCUGGCUUCCUUACUUUGCCUUCCACCUCCAUCUGAUUCAAGAUUCAAAUCCUCACACCCCUAAUGACUUGGAGGAAGUGGUCACCUGGCUUGCAUAUUCCUCUUUUGCUAUGAACCCUUUCUUUUACGGACUCCUAAACAGGCAGAUCCGCGAGGAGCUGUAUAAGCUCAGGCGCUGCUACUCAGUAUACCCAACAGACUUGGCUUGUUCCAGCCAUGAGGGCUCAGGCCAGGAAAACUUCUUGCAGUUCCUUCAUAGGACUAGUUGCACCAUAGAGACACGUGCAAGUUUUGCAAUACCUAGUCCCAGAACCACCCUAGACCACGCUCAGCAGACUGGUUUCAGGAUACCAGGUCAGAUUCCAGAAGAGUUGAAUUAGAUAUAGUGUACUACUUUGACAUAAUCUUAAUAACAUUUUGUAUUAUAAAAAAUAUUUAUUGUCUAACAGGUAUGCAUAACAGGUUUGCACUGAAAAAUAAGAAACAAGAUUAGUUGUGUCUUGCUUCAGUACCCAGAUUUUAAAAAGUUCUGAAAACUACAAUGAAGCCAUUAGAGAUGUUUCACAAAAUUAACUUUACUUUUUUAAAGAAUAUUUUAGACAUAAGUGUCCUUUAUUUUGUUAUUUUUUCAAGUAUGUAGAUAUGAAACUGGGUUACAAGAGGGGGGAGAGGCGUCUGGCAAAGGUAAGGAGGACCAGUACUCGAAACCUGCAACAGCAGGUGUUUGGGUCAUGCACUCUACCUCCACACCAUAGCAGCACCCCAAGCUUUACAUUUUUAAGCUAUUCAAAUAAUGAUACCGUUCGAAGCAAUCACUAGUUCUAUUUUAAUGAAAAUGAGGAAUAUGUAUAUUAUAUUAUUUAUUGAGUAGUCGGAAUCAGUCAACAGGUUUUCAUACAAAUAGUGCAGAAUGGUGCAGACGGCCUCAUUUAAAUAUGGAUUUUGUGUGCUACUGGCUGCCAUCAAGGAUAAUUGGGAAGAGCAGAGAUGGAAAAGACAAUGAUAACAAUAAUACUUUCAAUUCAUACAUUCCACUUUACAAAUGAGUAUCCCAAAGUUCUACAAAACAAGAGUAAAACAUUUAAACAAGUUUUUAAAAUUAUAAAUUACAAAAUCUCCCAAAGAAAAGUUUCUAUUCUUUUUCUUAAAUACAUAACAACUUUUGUGCACUAAAAUGAUCAACUGAGGACAACGCCCUUGUCUCUGCCUAUACAGACCCUAUUAUAUUCCCAUGAUCUCUAGUGGCUGUCUGUGUUUAGUUUUGUAGAAGAUUACAUUUUCAUAACCUUCUCUCUGUAUUGUGCAUGUUUUGAUGAUCAGCACAUGGUCUGCAUAUUCACAAAGGAAAACUGGACAAAAUGUAAGACCUACUGUUCUACUCAUUGUAGAGCGGAAAGUCAGCGUGGACCUGGUUGAUAGUUCAGUUUUGUGUGGUAUUAUGUUUGUAUAGGUUUUUAGUGGAUCCGGCACCGGGCUAUCUUAGAGAAGCAAUUGUAAAAUGAGGAAAUAAGAAAAAGAAUAGUUUACAUUUUUUUUUUUUUAUUAAAAACAAAAUGUGGCAUGUAUUUUUUUUAAUUGUCUGUAAUAAUGUUUUCUUUUUUUUUACUCAGAAGUUCAAAUUUCCAAGUUCAUGCUUUUUUCACCUUCUUUAAAACCCAACAUGGCUGCCUCAGUGUUAAAGGUUGAGAUACCUCAGUUGCAAUUAAAAAAACAAAAAUAUUAUAUCUGUACUUGUGACAAUGCAUAUCAAUUUAACUCUCUAACAAAAGCAAUGUUAAUCUCCUUCUGUUAAUAUGUAGUGUGUGAUAUAAAAAAUGUAAAACAUUGUCUUUAGAUUUGACUAUAAAUAACAGAUACCUUGAAAACCAAGUAUUUCAACCAACAUAUCAAACAUUUGUUUAAAUUGUAAUAUGUUUUGUUUUUGGAUGUCAUUACCUGAGAAAUUAAUGAUAGUAAUAUUUCAUCUAAGUACCACUAAAGGUGUGCAAGGGACCACCAGUAAUAGUUGUACCAAAGUUUAAGGUUAUGGAUCAAAGCAAAUUUCCUGUGUGAGACCAGUCCAGUCAAAGUACAGACUGACAUCAAAUCAACGAUAUGAGGAACAACUUGAAAAUAGUUUUACACAUUACACAUUAGUUAUUUUGUUGAAAGAGUAAGAUACAAUUUUAGUCUUGAGAAGUGUAAAGCUGGUAGAAACAUAGCCCAAUAUGAAGAUGGACUUUCAGUGAAAUGUGUCUUGCAGCAUUUGCUUUUCACAUUUAAGCUUCAGACUUACAGCAUGUAUCAUUUUCUAUCCUCUUCACAAUAAUGAUCUAUUUUCUGCUUGUCUAUCAUCUAUAGUAACA
This is a messenger RNA of Cyprinodon tularosa, 3523 nucleotides long. Its product is annotated as probable G-protein coupled receptor. Lineage: Eukaryota; Metazoa; Chordata; Actinopteri; Cyprinodontiformes; Cyprinodontidae. Bases 281 to 1558 code for a protein of 425 amino acids. The record is from RefSeq and is a predicted model, not a curated record. Gene Ontology annotation, molecular function: G protein-coupled receptor activity. Gene Ontology annotation, cellular component: endosome; plasma membrane; signaling receptor complex. Gene Ontology annotation, biological process: G protein-coupled receptor signaling pathway. The transcript has 2 exons.